UUUACACGGUUGUUGAUAAAUCAACUUGUUGGUUGACGUAUAGAGAGUUAAGACAGACUCCUUCAAACCUGAGUCCACCAUUUUCAGAUGGGUAAAAGUUAGCAUUAAUCAAGAAGCUGAAUAAUUGUCAUGGAAAACCUUCAGAGCCACGGAAUCCAUAUCCCUCUGUUUCCUAUUUUUCUCUGUCUCCUUCAGUUUUCUUCAUUUCGGCUUAUCUCCUUGGCUUACGAUCUGCCAGAGAAGUAUUUCAUCAAUUGCGGUUCAAACGCAAAUGUAAACUACACUAGCCGGACUUUCACCGGCGACACGAACACCGGUUACGUCACUAAAGGAGACCAUGGUAGUGCUGCCACAGAUAGAAACCAGUCGGUGGAUGGGUCUUCUCUCUACAAAACAGCAAGAAUUUUCAAGCAACAAUCUUGGUAUGAAUUUGAAAUCGAUACUUCUGGUCCUCAACUGGUACGCCUUCAUUUUUUAGCUUUUACCUCUACUACUACCGAUGAUCUAUCAACAGCUAUUUUCGAUGUUUCGGCUUCUGAGUUCUUGCUGUUGCAUAAUUUCACUGCCAGAAACAAUAAAAGCUCUCCUCUGAUAAAGGAAUUUUUUCUUAGCAUCAAUUCCCCCCAACUCCGGAUUUAUUUCACACCUCAAGGCUCAUCUUUUGCAUUUAUAAAUGCCAUAGAAGUCUUCCUUUCCCCUACAAGUUUCUACAAUAAUGGCACUACGAAUAGUCUAUCCUAUCCAUUUUUACAGACACUAUACAGGGUUAAUGUUGGGGGUCAAGCAAUCAAACCAGAUAGCGACACUGUAUGGAGAAACUGGGACCAAGAUGAUAUUUAUCUCUCUAAUCCAAGCAAUGCAAAGAAUAGCCUAUUCUACUCUGCUAAGCCUAAUUAUGUAGGAAAUAUGAGUGAUUUUAUAGCCCCAGAUUUGGUCUACCAGACUGCCAAGGUAAUAGAUAACAACAAUAGCAGUGAAUCCAACAACUCUAACGCAACCUGGUCUUUCAAUGUGAAUAAGACUGCUUCGCAUGUCGGCCGGGUCCAUUUCUGCGACACUGUUAGCAAAUCCCUCAACACUGUGAGCUUUACUCUGUAUAUAAAUGAUAAUGCGAGCCUGAUAGUCAAUUCUAUUGAUUUUGUCGACCAGUUGGCUGCUCCUUUUUUUGUUGAUUUUUCGGUUGAGCCUGAUGGUUCAGGAAUCCUGAACGUCAGUAUAGGAACUUUGAGUAACUCUACAGACAAAAAGGCAUACCUAAAUGGGCUGGAAAUAUUGCAAGUAAAAGAGGGAUUUGCUUCGGUUCCUGUAGAGAACAAUUCCAAGAAGAUAAAUGUUGCUGUUAUAAUUGGUUCGGUUGCUGGAGGUCUCGCUGUUAUCAGCAUUUUGGUAAUCGGGUUCUUGUUUGUUUUGAAACGCAGGAAGUCAAGGCCUGUGGAGACUUAUGACUGGUCACCAGUGCCUGUAUUUGGAGCAGGUAGUUCACACAGCAGACUUACAGAGUCAACCAUCCAUGGCUCCCCUGCACCUGAUCUACAUCUUGGUUUGAAGAUUUCUUUCCCUGAAAUUCAGUUUGCAACAAACAACUUUGAUCCAAGGCUGCUGAUUGGAAAGGGUGGUUUUGGCAGUGUCUAUAGAGGAACUCUUCCAAACGGUAAACAAGUAGCUGUCAAACGAGGUGCACGAGAGUCAGGCCAAGGCCUUCCAGAAUUUCAGACAGAGAUCAUGGUUCUGUCUAAAAUCCGACAUCGUCAUCUUGUGUCCUUGAUUGGGUAUUGUGAUGAAAGAUUUGAGAUGAUAUUGGUUUAUGAAUACAUGGAAAAGGGGACUUUGAGGGAUCAUCUAUAUAAUUCAAACCUUCCUCGCUUGUCAUGGAAGCAAAGACUCGAAAUUUGUAUCGGCGCAGCAAAUGGUCUUACCUACCUCCACAGAGGUGCAGCAGGAGGAAUCAUCCAUCGUGAUGUCAAGUCUACCAACAUCUUGCUUGAUCAAAACCAUGUAGCAAAAGUUGCUGAUUUUGGCCUUUCCAAAUCGGGUCCUCAAGACGAAACCCAUGUUAGCACAAGUGUAAAAGGCACUUUGGGUUAUCUGGAUCCUGAGUAUUUUAGGUGCCAACAGUUGACAGAAAAAUCUGAUGUUUUCUCAUUUGGGGUAGUUCUUCUUGAGGUUCUGUGUGCAAGACUCCCUAUUGAUAACUCGCUUCCAAGGGAGCAAAUGAAUUUGGUUGAAUGGGGAUUGUAUUGCAAGAAAAAAGGAGUGCUCGAAGAGAUUAUUGAUCCCUCACUGAGGGGUCAAAUUGAUCCAAAUUCACUAAGAAAAUUCAGUGACGUAGCAGAGAAAUGUUUGCAAGAAGAUGGUGCUGAUAGGCCUACAAUGAGUGAUGUGAUAUGGGACUUGGAGUAUGCAUUACAGCUUCAGCAAACCGCAACUCGCAGGGAACCUCACGAUGACACAACUACUGGUUCAUCCGCACUCAUAUUGCCUGAUGUACAGCGUUUUCCCUCACUUAGCACCACAAUUGACAGGGACGAUAUCCCUAUAUUCACCAACGAUUUCUCAAGCACUACAGGAGACGAAAUUUUCUCCCAACUGAGAGUUAAUGACGCCAGAUAAAUACCAUCUUGUGAGGUAUAAGUAUUUUUCUUGUCUUUAUCAUUUCUUAGCUGUGUUGUAAGUGCUUUUCUAUUUCUAAUCUUUAAAUUUGGUCAAAACAGUCCAAUUGUACUAUAAUAAUAUGUAAAAACUUUUGGGUUCAAUAAAAUAAAAUGUAAAAAGGUUUAGACUCUUUC
Ziziphus jujuba (common jujube) is the source of this 2786-nucleotide messenger RNA. Its product is annotated as probable receptor-like protein kinase At2g23200. Gene Ontology annotation, cellular component: plasmodesma; plasma membrane. Gene Ontology annotation, biological process: protein autophosphorylation. Gene Ontology annotation, molecular function: ATP binding; transmembrane receptor protein tyrosine kinase activity. NCBI's taxonomy places the organism in Eukaryota, Viridiplantae, Streptophyta, Magnoliopsida, Rosales, Rhamnaceae. The coding region runs from base 130 to 2610 and encodes 826 amino acids. The record is from RefSeq and is a predicted model, not a curated record. The transcript has a single exon.